Molecule: messenger RNA, 306 nt
Organism: Cercopithifilaria johnstoni
Lineage: Eukaryota; Metazoa; Nematoda; Chromadorea; Rhabditida; Onchocercidae
Source: the annotation of a GenBank genome assembly
AUGCCAUAUGUCGAUUCCAAUGGAAAUAUUGUGGAAUCGAAAAAAUCGACAUUGAAUUUGCUUUGGCAGUUUUUAGCAUUCUUUUUGUAUUUUUUUCAAACACUUUUUGGGCCGCUGAUUGGCGAAACAGGAGAUAGGCCAUCACGACACAGAUACGGUUGGGAUGGUAAUGACCGUUGGCCUGGAAGUGGUGGUCCAGGUGGACCUCCAAGAGGUGGUCGUGGGUACGGAACAGGACGACGUCCUAUCGGGCGUCCAGCAUUUUCUUCCGGAAUGUCAUGCCCUCCAAUGGGUGGUGGCAGUUGA